This is a messenger RNA of Ananas comosus (pineapple), 957 nucleotides long. Its product is annotated as double-stranded RNA-binding protein 6-like. The record is from RefSeq and is a predicted model, not a curated record. Bases 16 to 957 code for a protein of 313 amino acids. The transcript has a single exon. Lineage: Eukaryota; Viridiplantae; Streptophyta; Magnoliopsida; Poales; Bromeliaceae.
AAAUCAUUUUGAAAUAUGGCUAAACCAUUCUUUCUUCAUUCAACAGUGGCACAGCAAGCGGCGAGCUCAUCAUCCGAACUGGAGAACAACGACGAGCAGGAGCAGAUCAAGAUAGCCCGUGCGCUACUCAACUAUCGGCUUAAGGAAAAGAUGGCGAUGGCCGCCCAUAACCCUCACAUCUCACCAUUCCCCAAGAAGUUCCCACAAAUCCCAGAUAAUCAUAGAAGACCUCCAGCAAUUCAACCUCAACCCUCCUUGUGCUCAAAAAUUCUCCCGCUGAUCCGACCGAAAUCUAAUCCGAGAGCCCGACCUGUUUCCCCUGGUUUUAUACCAGAUAAUAGUACAUUACCGCACAAGUUCCCUGCUGCCGGAGCUGCACCUUAUGUUCCUAUUAGGCAGUUGGGGAUGACUUGCCAUGGAAUGGCUCCGCCGGUGACAAUAAGGACAGCUGUGCCGGUGUUCUCAGCUCCGCCUCUUCCGCCACCGCCAGUGGCCAUUAUGGGCCGCCCGCCAAUUCGGAUGGCGUCACCUGUUCGUAUCAGGCCUGCUGUUCCAGUGUUUGCCGCUAGGCCUCCCGUAUCGGCCAUGAGUUCUGUCAUUCCUGUUCAGGUAAAGGAUGUCCGUGCACCAGUUAAGGAAGUGCUGCCGGUUGUGGUGGCCCCGCCACCCGUUCAGGUUCAAGUGAAGGAACCGCCGCCAGUGGUUUCCGAAGCGCCGCCGGCGGUUUCCGAAGCACCGCCGGCUGCCUCCGCCGCCCCUCCUCUGAAGGAGACCGACGGAAACGCCAACUGUAGUGCAGACACUGUUGCGAAAAGUCCCGACAAAAGUAUAGUAGUAGAGGGGUUGANUAAGAAUAAUGUCGUCUCAAACUUUUUCGAGCCAAUGAUAAUCAAACAUGAGUCAAAUAACGAGGAGAAAAUUGAGAAGAAGGAAACAUCCUAUCAUAAAAUAGGAUAA